AUGGAAAAGGUUUUGGAUAAAAAGAAAUCUUUUAUUCUAGAACAAAUUCAAACAAAAAAGAAUACAUUUCAACAAUUUGGAAUUACUGUUGCUGGAGGAAAUGGACCCGGACAGAAAUUGAAUCAACUCUCUAGUCCUUGGGGGAUGUUUAUUGAUAAUGAUAAAUCAAUUUAUAUUGCUGAUUAUUAUAAUCAUCGUAUUGUUAAGUGGAAACUGAAUUCAAAUGAAGGUCAAAUCAUCGCAGCUGGAAAUGGAGAAGGAAAUCAAAAUAAUCAGGUGUAUUGGCCAAAAGAUAUAAUUUUUGAUAAAAAAAAUAAUUCUUUUAUUGUUUCUGAUUGGGGAAACAGACGAAUAAUUCGAUAUUAUGAUCAAAAUCAGACAAAUCCACAAAUUAUUAUUUCACAUACUAAUUGUUUUGGUCUGACAAUGGAUAAAAAUGGAUUUAUUUAUGUUUCUGAUCGUGGAAAUCAUGAAGUAAGACGAUGGAAACAAGGAGAUAAAAAAGGUGAAUUAGUUGCAGGUGGAAACGGUGAAGGAAAUCAUCUCAAUCAACUCAGUUAUCCAUAUUGUAUCUUUAUUGAUGAUGAUUAUUCUCUUUAUAUAUCAGAUGAAAGGAAUCAUCGUGUAAUGAAAUGGAAAAAAGAUGCUAAAGAAGGAAUUAUUGUUGCUGGUGGAAAUGGUCAAGGAAAUAGUCUCAAACAAUUAUCUUGUCCUGAAGGAGUGAUUGUUGAUCAUUUGGGUCAAAUCUAUGUGGCAGAUACUGGGAAUCAUCGAAUAAUGCGUUGGUGUGAAGGAGAUAAAGAGGGUGAAAUUGUUGUUGGUGGAAAUGGUCAAGGAAAUCAAUCAAAUCAAUUGAAUCUUCCCAUGGGUUUAUCAUUUGAUAAUGAAGAAAAUCUUUAUGUUGUUGAUUUUGGAAAUGAUCGAGUCCAAAAAUAUGAAAAACUUUGA
Messenger RNA from Adineta steineri, 948 nucleotides. The record is from the annotation of a GenBank genome assembly. Lineage: Eukaryota; Metazoa; Rotifera; Eurotatoria; Adinetida; Adinetidae.